AUGUCGGACGAGGAGCAUCACUUUGAAUCCAAGGCCGACGCCGGAGCUUCGAAGACUUACCCCCAGCAGGCUGGUACCAUCCGCAAGAACGGUUACAUCGUCAUCAAGAACAGGCCUUGCAAGGUUGUUGAAGUGUCAACUUCCAAGACUGGCAAGCACGGUCACGCGAAAUGUCACUUUGUGGGGAUUGAUAUCUUCAAUGGGAAGAAGCUCGAAGAUAUUGUUCCGUCUUCCCAUAACUGUGACGUUCCCCAUGUCAACCGUACUGACUACCAGCUCAUUGAUAUCUCCGAGGAUGGAUUUGUUAGCCUGCUGACCGAUAGUGGUGACACCAAGGAUGACCUCAGGCUUCCAACUGAUGAGAAUCUCCUUAAGCAGAUCAAGGAUGGAUUUGGUGAGGGAAAAGACUUGGUUGUCUCAGUGAUGAAUUCCAUGGGAGAGGAGCAGAUUUGCGCCCUCAAGGACAUUGGCCCCAAGUAG
This is a messenger RNA of Oldenlandia corymbosa var. corymbosa, 480 nucleotides long. The record is from the annotation of a GenBank genome assembly. NCBI's taxonomy places the organism in Eukaryota, Viridiplantae, Streptophyta, Magnoliopsida, Gentianales, Rubiaceae.